AUGCGCGCUUUCAUCCCCUCGUCUUCGCUGUUCCUCAGCUUCCUUGCCCCUGCACUCGUUGCCGCCAGCGCGCAGAUCCCCUUGGCCGCUCCCGAACAACUCCUCUUCGACUCGCCUGCUCUCCGUCGCGCACCUCCUUCGACUCGCCCUCAGUCAGGAUCGUCGCAACCCAUGUUCCCCUCACGACCCAACCCCUCUGUCGUCGUUGCCGUCGUCGACCCCGCUUCACCAACCACGUCCAGCAUCGUCGAGCCUUCGAUGCUGGCGGAAGCGGACGAGGCGGAGAACGACCAGGAGGACGCGGCCAACUUUGGCGCAUCCUGCACUUUCGAGUCUCAUUCGUUCAAGACCUGCGGCGACUUCUACGAUGAGGUCUCAGGCAUCGACCACGGCUUGUUCUGCUCGCCGUCCGGGAUCUGCGGUGGAAAGGGUGCGGCAUGCGGUGCGAGCGAAGCCUGCGACGAUGGCCUCGUCUGCAACCUCUCCACCCACCGCUGCGUCAAGGCUUCCGCCAAGCUCCUCUCGAUUGAGAACGCGCGGAAAGCGUCCCGCCGCGAGUCUGCAAUGGCACGCUGCCCCGACGGUGCUCAGGCUUGCCCGUCUGGAAUCGGUGGCUUCGAGUGCGUCUUCAUCGCGACCGAGGAUACUGAGUGCGGCGGAUGCCUCAACUUCGGAGGCCGCAACUGCGCUGCGAUUCCGCACGCCCUCGCAACAAGCUGCCGAGGGGGCGAGUGCAUUGUCCAUGCUUGCGUCGCUGGGUACCACCCGGAUGCAGGGAACUCGGAAUGUGUAGACGACAUGUUUGCGUGA
Rhodotorula toruloides NP11 is the source of this 810-nucleotide messenger RNA. RefSeq lists its product as uncharacterized. The transcript has 4 exons. The record is from RefSeq and is a predicted model, not a curated record. The coding region runs from base 1 to 810 and encodes 269 amino acids. NCBI's taxonomy places the organism in Eukaryota, Fungi, Basidiomycota, Microbotryomycetes, Sporidiobolales, Sporidiobolaceae.